AAUGAGUGAUAAGAUGGAUAUUAAUGUAAUACCGGAUAAAAAGCUCACAACUAAGUAUGUGUCAUCUUUGAGCAAAAUCUAUUGGAAGGAUGAAGAAAGUUUCAAAAAAACUAUCGCUGCUCUGAAUUCUUAUGGUGUCUGUCCUCGUUGUUGUCUUAGGUUUUUGGCUAUAGACAAUCAAUCAAUCUAUAGGUCGAGUUUUCAGUGGAUGGCUGAUUUUUUAAAGGAAAGAGAAGAAACAAUGUGUUCCAAUAUAUGUUGUGCUUGUUUAGGCGUUCUACAAGAGAAAUAUUGCAGAGAAGAGUUUCGCAAAGAAAUCAUUAAAACACUUAUGGAGGCUAAGUAUGAAUAUGAUUCAUUUUUUGUUGCUAUAACUCUUCCUGUAUCGACGAUGAUGCGAGAGCAUUCAAUCUGGUUGAAAUUAGCAGAACAAGAUAAAACUGCCUUUAAUGAUUAUAGACGAAGAGAUUUAGCUUCUCUAAAAGAUUGCUGGAAAUGGGUAAAUGGUGACGAUCUCGGAGAAUCUCUGGGAAGGAAGAGUGAAUACUCAACAGAAUCAGCCUGUUUUGAAAUAUCAUUGAAUUUUUCACAUAAAACUCAAUUCAGAGAAUGUUAUCCCCUGGAUGAUUACUUUGAAGAAUUUCGUAAAAGAAAGAGUGAUGACAUAGUUUACACUAGGAGUUCAGUACAAAGAGCUUUAGUAAAAUUGUCAGACGACAGAUUUCGAAAACUCUACUCGUCUCCUCCAACGAUUCCUAAAGAUGAAUGUACAGUAGAAAUUCAAUUUAAGCAAGAUUCUAUUUUUGUAGCAGGAAGAUACAACAAAUACAGCAGAAAACUAUCGCAAACUCCUUGGGUGCUAGAUUCGGGCGAACGCCGGACUAACAGCUCUGUUCAAGAAAUGCUUUGCGAUUCUAUUAAAUCUCACUUUAAGGCAGAUAGUUUUGUGUUUACCUCCUCUGGAAGAGAAGAUGUAGAUGUUAAAAUGUUAGGCGAAGGUAGACCUUUCAUCGUGGAACUUAUAAAUCCACAUGUAACCACCAUCUCAAAAAGUGAGCUUAAAGAUAUUACCAAGAAAAUUAACACUCAAAAAGAUAUUGGUGUAAGAGACUUACAACUUGCUCUAAGAAGUGACACUAUGAAGUUAAAAGAGGGUGAAGAACAGAAGAAGAAAUCUUAUUCAGCAUUUUGCUGGAGCAAAGAACCUAUUACGCAAGAAGAAUUGGAUAGCAAGUUAAGUAACAUUAAAGAUCUCAAAGUCAAUCAAAGGACACCUAUCCGAGUUUUACAUAGGAGAACUAACUCUUACAGAACUAAGAUGAUUUAUAGUCUAGAAGCCAAGUCAAUUAACGAGAAGCAUUUUAUCCUAUAUUUGACGACGCAAGCAGGAACAUAUAUUAAAGAAUUUGUUCAUUCCGAUUUUGGUAGAACAACACCUAGUCUAGGAAGUAUUUUAGGUGUAGAAUGCGAUAUUCUUGAACUAAAUGUAACUGCAGUAGAUUUGGAUUGGCCAGAGCGCCUGGGAGAUGAAGAAAAGUGA
Messenger RNA from Dimorphilus gyrociliatus, 1540 nucleotides. Lineage: Eukaryota; Metazoa; Annelida; Polychaeta; Dinophilidae. The record is from the annotation of a GenBank genome assembly.